GCAACAUGUUCGUGGUGAAGGAUUUGCGCAAGGUGCCCGAGAUCGUGGCCGACCCUGCCGAUGAUCGGGAACAGUUGCGGCUCGGUCGACGGUCCACCGAGUUCGACGGCAACCUCCGCAUCUUGUGCAGCCCUGUGAACAUCCCAGCCUUCUCUAGACUGCAAAAGCUCUCGCUCUAUGACAACCAACUCUCGUCUAUCGACGGCAUUGGUUUGCUGUCGUCCACUCCGUUGAGCAUCCUGGACUUGGGCCAGAACCAACUCGACCACCUUCCCCACGAGAUAGGAUCGCUUCGCCACCUCAAGGAACUCUGGUUGAGCAACAACUGGCUCACGUCCGUCCCGGACUCCGUGCUCACGCUUCCACUGCUAUCGAUCCUCCAUCUGUCCAACAAUCGCAUUACCCACAUCCCUUCGACCAUCGGCGCGGCGUCGGCGCUGCAGGUGCUCUCCCUCGACAACAAUCAUCUACAAGACGUGCCAGUCGAGAUUGGCCAAUGCGCCGACCUCGUCGAACUCAACCUACGAGGCAACCAGAUCACAGCGCUGCCGUCCAGCCUGGGAGAGUGCCGGUCGUUAACUACCCUUGCCGUGAGCUCUAACGCUCUGAAAAUCCUUCCCGAGAGCUUGGGAAAGUGCCGACAUCUCACUGCCCUUCAUGCUAACGGCAACCCCAUCGCGCACUUCCCCACUGCUCUUGAGCGAUUUACGAGUAAGUACAGACUAACUAGUAUUAUCGCCGAUAGUUAGUUAAUACGCGUGAUUUGGCUUUUUUUUUUGGUGAUUUUGGAUGGUUUUUGGCGAUUUUGAACGUUUUUUGGAGAUUUUGGACGAUUUUUGGUAGAUUUGCGCGUGAAUUUGGCGAAUUCGGAGAUUACGACGUUGCUCGUGGACGAAACGAAUUGGAAAGUGCUGACACAUUUGCACGUGACGACCAAAGAGUCGACGGCGUCAGUGGACAGGAACGUGUUAAUCGUUAGUGGCACGCCGUAUGCCAAGCACAAACUAACAGUUAAACAACCAUCCAACUAAACAACCCAAAACAUGCA
Aphanomyces astaci is the source of this 1048-nucleotide messenger RNA. RefSeq lists its product as hypothetical. The transcript has 5 exons. Gene Ontology annotation, molecular function: protein binding. NCBI's taxonomy places the organism in Eukaryota, Oomycota, Saprolegniomycetes, Saprolegniales, Verrucalvaceae. The record is from RefSeq and is a predicted model, not a curated record. Bases 6 to 749 code for a protein of 247 amino acids.